CGAAUGUAGCGGAGAUAUUAUGAAUGAAAAAAAUCAGAUCGAUUUUAUUUGAAAAGAAAAGAAUUGUCAAGAAAAUUUUCUUUUAAUUUGCUUUACUUUUAGUCUUUUCAUUUGAAUUGAACUGAACGAAUCAGAUAUUGAUUCGUAGACGCCGGUUUUUUAAGUUUAUUUUGUUUUAGUAGAUAACGACGAUCAAGCAAGAUAUUGGUAGAUUAUUGGAGGAAAAAACAGGUGUUAAUUUAAUUGCAAGUUAUCUAUUCUCGAUGAGGAGAAACAUACAAAGCUCUAACAAUGCCUUUAGUUAAUCAAGUGAAUAAAUUUGCAUUUUUAUGCUUAGUUGUUACUUUACCAUCUUUUAUUUUGUCUGAAGAAGCUUGUUAUUCGUAUGCUGGUGGACAUGUUUAUCCCCAUGAAACGUCAAAAUCGACAACUGGACAAAAUUUAGUAACUAGUAAGGCCCAGAUUUCAAAACCAGCUCCUGAUUGGGAGGGCACAGCAGUCGUCAAUGGAGAAUUCAAGGAGUUGAAAUUAAAAGACUUCAGAGGAAAAUAUCUUGUUUUCUUUUUCUAUCCUCUGGAUUUUACUUUCGUUUGUCCAACUGAAAUCAUUGCCUUCAGUGACAGACUCAAAGAAUUCCAAGCCCUAAACACAGAAGUUGUUGCUUGCUCUGUAGAUUCUCCAUUCACACAUUUAGCAUGGAUGAAUACUCCAAGAAAAGUGGGUGGUUUGGGUCCCAUCAACAUUCCUCUUUUAUCUGAUCUCUCUCACAAAAUCUCCAAGGAUUAUGGUGUCUUUCUUGAAGAUCUAGGACACACUCUCAGGGGCCUCUUCAUUGUGGAUGACAAAGGUAUUUUGAGACAAAUCACUAUGAAUGAUCUCCCAGUUGGCCGAUCUGUAGAUGAAACGCUGAGGUUAAUUCAGGCAUUCCAGUAUACUGACAAACAUGGUGAAGUUUGCCCCGCAAAUUGGAAACCUGGAGCAGAUACUAUCAUUCCAAACCCUGAAGAUAAGCUCAAAUAUUUCAGUAAAGUCAACAAAUGAAAAAGAAAAGAAAAAGAUAUUGAUGUCUGCAUUUUAUAUAUAUAAAAUGUCUACUGCAUUUAUGUUUCAGUAUGUACUUGUUUUGUCAUUAAAGUUUAUUACUCUUUUU
Messenger RNA from Argiope bruennichi, 1150 nucleotides. Its product is annotated as peroxiredoxin-4-like. Lineage: Eukaryota; Metazoa; Arthropoda; Arachnida; Araneae; Araneidae. Gene Ontology annotation, cellular component: cytosol; endoplasmic reticulum. The record is from RefSeq and is a predicted model, not a curated record. The transcript is spliced from 6 exons. Gene Ontology annotation, molecular function: thioredoxin peroxidase activity. Gene Ontology annotation, biological process: response to oxidative stress; cellular response to stress; hydrogen peroxide catabolic process. The coding region runs from base 292 to 1041 and encodes 249 amino acids.